This is a messenger RNA of Brassica oleracea var. oleracea, 1622 nucleotides long. RefSeq names its product peptidyl-prolyl cis-trans isomerase FKBP53. The record is from RefSeq and is a predicted model, not a curated record. The transcript has 11 exons. Lineage: Eukaryota; Viridiplantae; Streptophyta; Magnoliopsida; Brassicales; Brassicaceae. Gene Ontology annotation, molecular function: peptidyl-prolyl cis-trans isomerase activity. The coding region runs from base 115 to 1455 and encodes 446 amino acids.
AAUAACAUCUGCAAAAAGUAAAAACCCUCUCCCCUCCUUCUCUAGGGUUUUAGUCUCUUCUUCCUCGCAAACAAACAAGUUAGCCGUCUCAAUUCCAACGAGUUUGAGCUGAAAAUGGUGUUCUGGGGAAUCGAAGUGAAGCCUGGGAAGCCUCAAGCUUACAAUCCCGAAAACGAGCAAGGGAAGCUUCACCUCACCCAGGCAACUUUAGGUGCUGGUUUAGGCAAAGAGAAGAGUGUGAUUCAGUGCUCCAUAGGAGGAAACGCACCUGUUUACUUGUGUUCGUUGUUGCCUAACAAAUCCGAAUGUUGCCCUCUGAAUCUUGAGUUUGACGAUAACGAAGAGGCGGUUGAGUUCUCGGUGACUGGUGGCAGAAGCAUCCACCUUUCUGGAUUCUUGCAGGCUUAUGAUGAGGAGGAGUGUGAGCAGGAUGAUGAUGAAGAUGAUUCAGAUGGUAUCGAUAUUGGGGAUACUGAGUCAGGAGAGUCUGAGUAUGAUAGUGAAGAGGAUGAGGAUCAGAUGGAUGAAUUUGAGGACUUCAUUGAUCACAAUCUUGACAUGUAUCGGCAAUCUUCUGUCCCAAACAGCGGAGUUGUAAUUGAGGAGAUAGAAGAUGAGGAGAAGCCCGCCGAAGAUGAUAAGACAAAGCGGUCCAAUAAGAAGAGUAAAGCUAGCAAAGAUGAGACCGCAAAUAAGCAAAUCGUUGUCAAAGAGAGCCCCCAUGCUACAGUUCUGGAAAGCGAAGAUGAAGAUGGUUUACCUAUUCCUAAAGAGAAAACACCUGAACCAGAGAAGAAGUCUGCUGCGAAGAUGGACGUAGAUGAUGAUGAACAAGGUAGCAACAAAAAACGCAAGGCCAAGGCUCCUGAGCAAGAAAGCGUAAACAAGAACAAAAAGAAGAAAAAUCAGAAAGAAAAGAAGAAUGAGGAAGCGGAUGAAAAAGUUGAGACGGGGAAAGUUGAGACCAGCCAAAGUUCUUCAAACCCAAAAGCUCAAAAUGGAGCUGUUAACAAUGCCAUGAGUGAAAGCUCCAAGACUCCAGUUCAAUCUUCUGAGAAGAAAAAUAAGAAGAAAAAGAAGUCAAAUGAGGAAGCUAAAGAAGAGAGCAAAGCUAUUUCUAGUAGGACAUACCCAAAUGGACUCGUUGUUGAAGAGAUGAAAAUGGGCAAACCCAACGGCAAAAAAGCUACUCCUGGAAAACAGGUUAUGGUCAGCUACACAGGAAAACUUAAGAAUGGGGAGGUCUUCGAUUCCAACAAAAAUGGUUUUGAGUUCCGUCUAGGUGUUGGACAAGUCAUUAAGGGAUGGGAUGUUGGCGUCAAUGGCAUGCGUAUUGGUGACAAAAGAAAGCUUACAAUUCCACCAUCAAUGGGGUACGGUGCUAGGGGUGCUGGUGGCGAUAUUCCUCCUAAUGCUUGGUUGACGUUUGACGUCGAACUGUUGGAUGUUAAGUAAAACCUCUCCGAGUUCGUAGAUUACCUUUAAGGUGUGGUUGGAAUGUAGCUGCCAAAGAUUGAAUUUUUGAAAAAUGACGUGUUUUUUUUUGUUUUGACAAGGCUAUAACGUUUGAUUUUGUCUUGUAUCAUUUUUACUCAGAUUUUAUGUCAAUUUGUUGUUCCAUG